AUGUCUGGCGGCGGAGCAAAUCCUCCAUCACCGGUUGCAAAAAUCGAAUCUAAUUCCCCCUUCUAUCUUGGUCCUCAAGAUAGACUAGGAGAUUUUAUCACUCCAACAAAAUUACGUGGAGACAAUUAUGAAGAUUGGGCUGGUGAUAUUCAGGCGGCGCUGGAGGCAAGGCGCAAGUUCGGCUUCCUAGACGGAUCGAUCACAGCAUCGGUACCCCCCUGUACUCAAUCCGACUGGCAGACUAUCAACGCAAUGUUGAUUUCCUGGAUAAUGAACACUAUUGAUCCUGAGGUAAAGUGUUAUUUAUCAAAAUACAGAGAUGCAAAGAAACUUUGGGAUACUCUAAAAUCUCGAUUUGCUGUAGUUAAUGGCCCUAGAAUACAACAGUUAAAAUCAUCUAUCGCCAAAUGUGAGCAGUCUAAAACCAUGCAUGUGUCGGAAUACUUUGGCAAACUUACUGCCUUGUGGGAAGAACUUCACAGACAUGAGCCGCUUAUUAUUUGUACAUGCUAUGAGGAGUGUACAACAGAUAAAGCGUUUCAAUUAGUUGUACAAGACGAAAGGGUAUGGACUGCUCAGGGAACUGUUGAAGAGAAACCACCAGAAGUUCUUGGUUUUUCAAUUUGGGUUAACAUGAAUAAAGGUAGAGGUAGGGGAGGAGAAAAACCUGAUAAAUCUCAUCUUCUUUGUAGCCACUGUAAGAAGACAGGUCAUGAGUCUUCAAGCUGUUUUGAAUUGGUGGGAUAUCUUGAAUGGUGGGAAGACAGAAGUAAAAAUGAUGGAGGAGGACGUGGAGGUAGAUCAGGUGGACGAGGAAGAAGUAAUAUUCGUGCAAACUCGUUAUCUGUAGGUCACAACUCUCAUUCCACAGUGGCUGGUCAAGCCGGUGGGGGCAACAAUAAUACAAGUCCUCUUCUCUUCACAGCUGAACAGUGGAAAGCACUUACAGGUCUUAUGAGUACUUCAAAAAUACCUGAUGAGCGCUUAAAUGCAAACGGGGCUACUUCAACCUUGGAACUCUGGCAUAAACAAAUGGGGCAUCCUUAUGAGAAAGUGGUGAAAUCUCUUCCUACAGGACAGGUACAAGUGAAUGUUCUGGUAUAUGUUGAUGAUGUAAUCAUAUCGGGAAAUAAUUCCAAUGCUAUUUGCGCCUUCAAGAGUCCGUCUCCAAGGUGUUUCACUCCACCAGCAUCUUCGACGCCGCUGACGCUGCCGCCUCCUCUAUUGACACCGGUUCCAGACAUGGGAGAAAAGAAAGAAAAGAAGGAUAUAAUUUGUUCGAAGCUUGAAGGUGUAGAAUGAUGACCAAAGCAUACACGAUAUGGAAUGGGGUGCAUAAGGCAACAAAUACAUAACUAAUUUGCGUAACUAGAUUGCAAAUCAAUUGGGGUCAAAUGCUUCAAAUUAAAUUUGUAGGACUUUAUUUGAAUUUCAGUAUGAUUUUGUGGAUUUAAAAAUAUUUAUAUUUUUUUGGAUUUGUGUUUAAUUUUGAUUUAUGCUCAA
This is a messenger RNA of Lactuca virosa, 1503 nucleotides long. The record is from the annotation of a GenBank genome assembly. Lineage: Eukaryota; Viridiplantae; Streptophyta; Magnoliopsida; Asterales; Asteraceae.